This is a messenger RNA of Uloborus diversus, 777 nucleotides long. It is a transcript of the gene RpL10, whose product is annotated as 60S ribosomal protein L10-like. Gene Ontology annotation, biological process: translation; ribosomal large subunit assembly. Gene Ontology annotation, molecular function: structural constituent of ribosome. Lineage: Eukaryota; Metazoa; Arthropoda; Arachnida; Araneae; Uloboridae. The record is from RefSeq and is a predicted model, not a curated record. The coding region runs from base 78 to 740 and encodes 220 amino acids. The transcript is spliced from 6 exons. Gene Ontology annotation, cellular component: cytosolic large ribosomal subunit; ribosome.
CUAUUUCUAAAAAAGUUCCUGGCAACAUCAAAGCAGCUCUCACAAAUUUUAUGGUGUCUCGUCUGUAGCACGUCAAAAUGGGUCGACGUCCUGCGCGGUGUUACCGCUAUUGCAAGAAUAAGCCAUAUCCUAAAUCAAGGUUUUGCAGAGGUGUACCAGAUCCGAAGAUUCGUAUUUUUGAUCUUGGAAGGAAAAAAGCGAAAGUCGAUGAAUUGCCUUUGUGUAUACAUUUAGUUUCUAAUGAAUUUGAACAAAUUUCCUCUGAAGCCUUGGAGGCAGGUAGAAUUUGUGCAAAUAAGUACCUUGUUAAAAUGUGCGGAAAAGAUUCUUUUCAUUUAAGAAUGCGGCUACAUCCUUUCCACGUGAUUCGAAUCAAUAAAAUGUUGUCCUGUGCUGGAGCCGAUAGGCUUCAAACUGGCAUGCGAGGUGCAUUUGGCAAACCACAAGGUACAGUAGCUAGAGUGGAUAUUGGUCAAGUUAUAAUGUCUGUACGAGCUAAGGACCAACAUAAGGAAAAUGUAAUUGAGGCUUUACGUCGAGCUAAAUUCAAGUUUCCUGGCAGACAGAAGAUUGCAGUGUCCAAAAAGUGGGGCUUUACAAAAUGGGAGAAGGAAGAUUAUGAAGCAAUGAGAGCUGAUGGUCGCCUGAAGCCAGACGGUGCUUAUUGCCAUUAUUAUAACAACCAUGGACCAUUUAAUGUGUGGGUUAACAUGCAACGUGAAUUAAGAGGACUUGAUUAAUCGUUACUUUUAAAUAAAGAUUGAAGUAACAAUGCUG